GGUGGUUUCUCUACCAUGACCAAAAUGCAAGACGGCGAAGACGAGUUGGAACUCUACGCCCCUAAUCCGGGCGUGCGCGGCAUGACGUGCCUGGACCGCGAAGCCUUCAAUAAAACAAUAAACGUCCCCGCGAUUAAAGUGAGGAAGGAGGUCAUAAACCCGCUGAUGAAGUCUCUCAAACCCAGACUGAUCCAGCGGCCGAACAUGAAGAGGGUGGUUGAGGACCCAGCGGACGACGUGAACAAGCUGGUCCUUUUGGACCCCUUCAAAGUAACGUCGGAAGAGUCGUUUGAAGAACGCGACCGCUUGCUCUUUGAAAAGUUUGACGUCGGCCUCCGGCUUACUCGCUACGAUCUGCAGCUCGCGUACGAGAACUUUAAAUGCGAUGAGAUCUUGCGGGCGGUUUUGCCUAAAGGUCAGGACGUCACGUCAGGCUUCAGCAGGGUUGGCCACAUCGCGCACAUGAAUCUGCGGGAGCACCAGCUUCCCUACAAGAAUUUGAUUGGACAAGUAAUACUGGACAAAAACCCCGGGAUUACCUCCGUCGUGAAUAAAACCAGCACCAUUGACUCAACCUACCGAAAUUUCCAAAUGGAAGUGCUGGCCGGAGAAGAGAACAUGAUAACCAAGGUUAAAGAAAAUUACAUCACUUAUGAAUUCGAUUUUUCCAAAGUCUACUGGAACCCGCGUCUCUCCACGGAGCACGAACGUAUCAUCCAGUCUCUGAAGGCCGGCGACGUUCUCUUUGACGUUUUCGCCGGCGUUGGACCCUUCGCUGUCCCCUCGGCCAGGAAGAAUUGCGUUGUGUUCGCCAACGACUUGAAUCCGGAAUCCUAUAAGUGGUUGGUGCACAACUGCAAACUGAACAAGGUGGACAAAAAAAUCCAGGCGUUCAAUAAAGACGGCCGAGAGUUUAUCAAGACGACGGUGAAGGCGGAAUUACCAAAGUACAUGAAACUGUUUUCCGGUGAAAGAGAGCGCAGCCUCCACAUCGUCAUGAAUUUGCCGGCCUUGGCUAUAGAGUUUCUUGACGCCUUUAGACAUUUACUUGGCGAAGAGCCGUGCGACAAUCCGAUGUUGCCGACCGUGCAUUGCUACGGGUUCUCCAAAGACGACAACCCUGAGAAAGACAUUAAAGAGAGAGCGGAGUCCGUCUUGGGGAGCGAGUUAGAUGACUGUAGCGUGCAUCCGGUGAGGAACGUCGCGCCAAACAAAGAGAUGAUGUGCAUAAGUUUCCGGCUGCCCGCUAAGGUUUUAUUUGAGAAACAGGCCGACGCAGCUGAUGAACCCGCAUCGAAACGCUUGAAGACGGACGAGGCCCCGGAAAACUAACGCCACGGCUGCUGCCUUUAUUUUUAGUUAUAUUCGUUUAAUUUUCUAGACUUGCCAACUGUAUUUCGAUUCUGUUCCGUACAUUCCUUUUUAAAUAAAAUGUAAAAAAACAUUACAAAGAAAA
Messenger RNA from Spea bombifrons (plains spadefoot toad), 1456 nucleotides. RefSeq names its product tRNA methyltransferase 5 (gene TRMT5). The record is from RefSeq and is a predicted model, not a curated record. The annotation marks the transcript as partial. Gene Ontology annotation, biological process: mitochondrial tRNA methylation; tRNA N1-guanine methylation. NCBI's taxonomy places the organism in Eukaryota, Metazoa, Chordata, Amphibia, Anura, Pelobatidae. The transcript has 4 exons. Gene Ontology annotation, cellular component: mitochondrial matrix; cytoplasm.